Gongylonema pulchrum is the source of this 267-nucleotide messenger RNA. The record is from the annotation of a GenBank genome assembly. NCBI's taxonomy places the organism in Eukaryota, Metazoa, Nematoda, Chromadorea, Rhabditida, Gongylonematidae.
AUGGCAAAAGUGCUGAAUGUAGGCUAUUUUAAAACAUGUGGACAUUAUGUGGCAUAUUGCAAGAACGAAGUGGAUGAUAAUUGGUACGAAUAUGACGAUAGUGUUGUGACUCGUGUGGAAGUGGCUGAUAUCCUGACCAAAGAAGCGUAUGUACUGUUCUAUCAGAAGCGGCCAACGGAAGAUAUGGCUGAUAUUAUGAAUCGUGUGAGACAGCUGCUUGUGAGGGAUUUCGUUGAAAACAACAAGGUAAGCCCUACUGAAGGGUGA